Effrenium voratum is the source of this 156-nucleotide messenger RNA. NCBI's taxonomy places the organism in Eukaryota, Dinophyceae, Suessiales, Symbiodiniaceae. The record is from the annotation of a GenBank genome assembly.
GUGAACAAUAUCACCAUGUGGCCGCUGCUGAAAUACUUCCGCGGGCCAGAGGUGCAGCGGGUGCUGUUCAAGCUGGCCUACUCCUUCAUCAUAUCCUUCCAGGGCAUUCACGCGAUUGCACCUCACCUCAGCGCAACUCCAGGUUUCCGCAACUAG